AUGGAGUUUGAAGACUGGGAUUCGUUCAUGGAACCUCAGCAUUUUAGCUUUGGUGAAUCAUCCGUCAGGGUUGGAGAAAUUAGUUCUCGUGGUGAAGCAAAAUCUGCUUCCUUUGUGGCGAAUGUUGCUACCGUAGUCCUUUCCUCGGCAGCAAAGGCCGCCAUUCCUGCCGCAGCCGUGUUGUGGGCUUAUCAGAACGUUUCAGACUCUACCAGUCUUUGUCAUUACAAGGGAUGCUGUCACUGCGAAUCGGUUCAGUUUGAAUUUCAAGCACCCCGCCGACUCAAGAUUGAAACGGGUCAAAAGCAAAGUCGCUACAAUGACGUCAUGCAUCGCUUCACGAAAGUCAAGGUUGCUAAUUUUGAAAUAACGAACGGUCAAGAGCAACUGAAUACGUUUCAGGUAGAGGCAGCAGCUACCGUGGCAUCCUCUGCUUCUUCGGCUGUCUCCAUGGGAACAGCUCGAUCGUCUCCUGUUGCUGAUGAUCAAGGGGCCCGUGCCUUUUGCCGUCGCUGCGGGGUUCACAUCCUUCAUGCACCCAGCAAGGAUUCCAAGUUCAUGAAGAUCAAUAUUACUUGCGUUUCGGAUCCUGCUACUGUAUCAUCUGGCACGUCGUCAUCUCAAGCCGUUGCCAAAUCGGCAUUGACAUUUGCGACUCAAACUGCGGAAACGGUCAAGGGUGUUGCCUUUGAAGCCGCUCUUUGGAUGACUCGCAUAGCGAAAGACUUACUUCAGGGUGGUGAUGCGUACAAGUCACAUCCGAUAGUGCAAUCGUUGUUGGGGGUAGGGAAUGCCAUUCUACAAAUCAUUCACCCUUAUGCACUCGGAUCGGAAUAUCACAAAGGUGGUGGUGACGGAAGUGGUAAUCCUGCUGCCGCUACCGCCGACAAACAGUCGUCUCUUCUCAAAGCACAAAGGAGCAGAGCCAUGUCUUCCAUUUCAGACGACUUGUCGUCGGUAGGUUCCUUUUCUGCUGCUGCUGCGGCUAGUAGUCAAGGAACUUCCAGCAGGCAUCAGCUCUUUCAUGCUGCGGCGACUCCCAAGCAGGCCAAUUCUUCUACACCCUCUGUGUCAUCGCACAUUGAUCGCGAUGCUACUAUUAAUCUUUUGCCAAGCCUGCCACAACAAUAA
Cylindrotheca closterium is the source of this 1131-nucleotide messenger RNA. The record is from the annotation of a GenBank genome assembly. Lineage: Eukaryota; Bacillariophyta; Bacillariophyceae; Bacillariales; Bacillariaceae.